UCUCUGUCGCUGUGAACGACUCUCAUGGCGACCUGUUUCUACCCUAUCCAGGCGGCGGAGGAUUUCAUCCCUCUGCCGGAGACCACGCCGCCCGACCAGAUUUCGCGGCCGUCGUGCCGCCGCCUCCGGAAAUACCGCAUAAUCCCCGAGUUCUGCGCGGCGAAAUCAUCGACCGGCGACUACAACGCCGCCGCCGCCGCCGCCGCCGCCGCCUCUGUCCCCAGGACCCACCACCGCAAGCGGUCCAGAGACGCCAUCGGCGACGACCACUUGAGCGGCGAUUGCUUCUCGGCGAAUCACGAUCCUCGCAAGAUGACCAAGGCGUCGCCGUCUCUGGGGCACGAAUCGGAGAUCGACCCUUUGAUUUCCCAACAUACGCAGGGGUUGGCAAGAAAAAUCAAGGAAAAAGACGAAGAGAUCACGAAGAUGGGGGAAUUGAAUCGGCUCCUCCGAGAGCAAGUGAAGUCCCUGUUGUCGGAGAACCGCAUCUGGCGGGGCCUCGCCCAGGACAACGAGGCCGAAGCCGACUUCCUCCGUUCCAAACUCGAGCACGCCCUCGCCCGCGGCGGCGGCGGCGGGGUGGUCGACGACGCGGAGUCCUCCUGCUGCGGGAGCAACGAUGCCGGGACGGCGGGCGCGGAAGGCGGCGAUGCUGCUGCGGCGGUGGAAUCGCUGAGGCCGGGGCGGUGGUGCACGGGGCGCUGCUGGGAGACGGUGGUGCUGCUGCCGUGCAGGCACAUGUGCCUGUGCGCGUCGGCGUGCGGGCCCAGCCACCGGAACUGCCCGGCGUGCGGCUCAGCGAUCGCGGCGAGCGUGCACGUGAAUCUGUCGUCGCCGUAGACGGUCGGAAGGGCCCUGGGCUGGAAAGGUGAAAAGGAGAGAAAAUAGGGGCGAAAAGGGGAAAAAGGAAAGAACAUAGGGGAGGAAAAGUAAAUAGUCCCUUUUUUUUUUCUUUUUUUGAUAGGGAGGUUCUUUGAUAUCUUUUUAGUUGGAGAAUAAUGUGGAAAAAACCAUCGAGAGGGAUGGUUUUCUCAUUUUUGUGUAAAUACAAUACGAUACAUAAUAAAAUGUUCUCUUUCUUUUUCUUAA
This is a messenger RNA of Syzygium oleosum, 1089 nucleotides long. Its product is annotated as probable BOI-related E3 ubiquitin-protein ligase 3. NCBI's taxonomy places the organism in Eukaryota, Viridiplantae, Streptophyta, Magnoliopsida, Myrtales, Myrtaceae. Gene Ontology annotation, molecular function: ubiquitin-protein transferase activity. The coding region runs from base 25 to 840 and encodes 271 amino acids. The record is from RefSeq and is a predicted model, not a curated record. The transcript is spliced from 2 exons. Gene Ontology annotation, biological process: regulation of programmed cell death.